Molecule: messenger RNA, 587 nt
Organism: Zophobas morio
Lineage: Eukaryota; Metazoa; Arthropoda; Insecta; Coleoptera; Tenebrionidae
Exons: 6
Coding region: 108-554 (148 amino acids)
Biological process (GO): regulation of chromosome segregation; regulation of mitotic nuclear division
Cellular component (GO): nucleus; chromosome
Molecular function (GO): protein binding
Source: RefSeq, a predicted model, not a curated record
UUAUGUUUGAGAAAUAGGACUUGGUUGCCAACUGAUUAUUUUUUUAGCUUAAUGAAUAAAAAUGCACUGGGAAGGAUAUCGAUAUAUUCACAAGACAAGGGAAAAGUAUGUGGCGAAUUAUUAAUUGUCGAAGAAGAACCGCUUUUAACUAUCGGAAGGUUAAAAGUUUUGUGACUCUGAAAUGUGACAUAAGAAUUCAGCGUCUUGAUGUCGGUUACUUGCACGCCCGCCUGCUUAUUGAUGAGCAGAGAAAUAUUUGGUUAGAACAGUUAGACGAGUCCAAGUCAACCUUCCUUAAUGGAAAGAAAAUGGAAGGACCAGUUUUACUUAAAGACCACGACUUGUUUGUCAUUUCUAAUCGCGAGUUCAGAUUCGAGCUUUUAAGGGAUACACAACAGAUGGCCUUUUUUAAUUCUACACCUUUACAAUUCCCUGAAGAAUUCUACGAUUGUUCUUUGGUGAGAAGGAGAAGUUCACUGAAAACUCCCUUAAAAAAAAUCUUUGAGGAAGUUUUGGCAGGCACCCUUUUUUAUCAUGAUAAGCAAAACGUUUAAAAUUUAUUUUUAUUAUCAUUCACAUCUUAGAUU